GAUAUCUCCCUCCUUCAAGACCAAGUGAAGGCACUGGAAUCGCAGGUGCGCGCCACCGAAGCACACUGUGCAAUGGCAUUGAGCGAGGUCGAUGCUAUGAAGAAAAAAUUAAAUUCAUGUGCAGGAAGGAAGAAGACUCGAGCGCACAACAUCAACGCGCGCUGGUUGACAUCAUCACAAGGGCUGAAAGAAUGUGAGGAGCAAGAGACGGCGAGGGAAGCAGCCCGGAAAAAAAAGGAGGAAGCAAAGCAACGAGCGGCUGCCAAAAAGGCUGUGUGGUCAGCACGACAGGCAGCACAGGGUGCUGGUGCUUGUUUUACUGGCUUGUUUUCUGCAAAGAACAAGGACGAUCUUAUUGAUAUUGCCGGCGCCCUUCAAAUUUCUACCGCAGGGACCAAACCGGAGCUCUUGAAAGCCAUCAAAGAAUACUUCGAGUCCCAUCCAGAACUGAAGAAUGACGAGCGCUUUGUUGGCCUUUUCGCUGGCCGUUCUCGU
Messenger RNA from Suillus paluster, 495 nucleotides. RefSeq lists its product as uncharacterized. The record is from RefSeq and is a predicted model, not a curated record. The transcript has a single exon. NCBI's taxonomy places the organism in Eukaryota, Fungi, Basidiomycota, Agaricomycetes, Boletales, Suillaceae. The annotation marks the transcript as partial.